Messenger RNA from Anthostomella pinea, 1452 nucleotides. The record is from the annotation of a GenBank genome assembly. Lineage: Eukaryota; Fungi; Ascomycota; Sordariomycetes; Xylariales; Xylariaceae.
AUGGAGCACCCCGCCUCGUACCGGGAUACCAAGGACGCCAAGGACAGCGCCAUCUCGCCCGCCGCUCCUCAACGAACGCCCUCCUCCUCGAGCCUGCACAAGUCCGGCCAUAGCCAUCGCUCAAGCUUCGCUGAGAACCUGCGCGGCUUGCCACCCUCUCCACGCGCCCAGCGACACCCUUCCUUCACGCAAUCCGCCAUUCAAGAUCUACUGAACAAUCCGCCCAACCAGAAACACCACAACCCUCGCUUCGCCGGCCGAGACUGGCGAGAUGUCGCCAUCGGGGAGCUUGUCGCGAAGGACGAUGUCAAGUGGGUAGAGAUGGACACGAGCGUCGAGGAUGCUUCAAUGGCACUCGUCAAGCACACCUCGAGCAACGUAGUCCUGAUUCGCGAAGAUGCCACGAGCACCAAACCCGUGUCGACUUUCGAUUACAGCGAUCUGAACGCCUAUAUACUAGUCGUCGUCGGCCUGGCACACCCAAGCGAGGAUCUUGUCGAGCUGUACGACGUCUUGGCCAAGAAGGCCCAGGACCGGGUCAGCAUUCCGCUUCGAGAUAUCCAACCUAUAUGCCGCAAGGAAUCGCUUGUCACUCUCCCCGGAGACCAGAAUCUGUUCAGCGCGAUCGAAGCGUUUGGUAGCGGCAUACAUCGGAUCCUGGUCACGAACCACAGUGGAGAAGUUGUUGGCAUACUAAGUCAGCUGAAGCUCAUGGAAUUCUUCUGGAAUGAGGGCGGCCACUUUCGAGCCGUCGAUGAGCUAUACAGUUGCACCAUGCGUGAGUUGGGGGUCGGUUCUCAACAGAUAAUAGCUGUCAAUGCCGACAGUCCCCUGACAGAAGCCCUCAACCUGAUGAGCCAGGAGGGGCUGACGAGUGUAGCCGUUGUCGACAACGGCCUGAACGUUGUCGGCAAUAUUUCGACGGCAGACGUCAAACUGCUGACCAGCUCCACAAGCCUCCCACUCCUGCAGAACACUUGCAUGCACUUCAUUUCCGUUAUUCUGACUGAACGCGGCACGGAAAAUGGCAAAGAUUCAUUCCCGGUAUUCUAUGUCAACCCCUAUUCGACGCUCGCGCACACUGUGGCCAAGCUCGUGGCUACCCGCUCUCACAGGAUGUGGGUAGUCGAGUCGGCUUCCCCCUCGCCAUCCGCGCCGAGUACGCCUUCGCUCGGUCCCACCGUCUUCAUGCCCAACACACCGUCAGCUGCGCAAUCGUCCACCGGACCUCACUUUCCCUCCGUCCCAGCCUCCUCGCUCUCGGGGUCCCACCUAUCAGGCCGCCUGAGUGGCGUUGUCACAUUGACAGAUAUUCUCAACUUAUUCGCCAAGUCCACGGGUCUGAACCCGUCGGACCCGAAUGAGCAGCGCGCGCGCAGACGAAGGAGCUCGAGCAGCUCGCUGCGGCCCUCGCUCGAUUCGUCGCGCGCGAGCAUUGAUAUCCGACGCUGA